AAGGUCAUUAUCUUUCUGCAAUUGUAAAUAUAACAGGAUCCUACACUUGGGCAGCACAGACAUCGUUACAGCAAAUCUGAAGCUUUAAGCAAAUAAUUACUGGCUGUUAGCCACAUCUGGAAUAUGGAGGGGGUAUUUUGGGGUUUGGCGGUUGUUUGUGGUGGUUUAGCUUUGUUUCUGCUCAAGAUUACAACAACGAUAUAUUGGAAGCCUCUGCAAUUGAAAAAGUCAUUCGAAGCGCAAGGAAUCAGUGGUCCUCCAUACAGGUUAUUCUAUGGGAAUUCCACAGAUAUAUCCAGAAUGACCGAUGAGCAGGAAUCCAAACCCAUGCCGCUCUCACAUGACAUACUCCCUCGAGUUCUUCCCUAUAUUCACCAGUGGACUAAAACCUAUGGUAAGGAUUAUAUUUUCUGGUUCGGGUCUCAUGCCAGGUUGGUUGUUCCCCACCCUGAGCUUAUUAAGGAGAUACUGUCCACUAAAUUUGGCAACUAUCCGAAGUUUCCGAUUAAUCCCCUUGCAAGACAACUGGUGGGACAGGGACUGGUGGGGUUGAAAGGUGAGAAAUGGGCUCAGCAUAGGAAAAUCAUCAACCCUGCUUUCCAUAUGGAUCUGUUGAAGGGGAUGAUUCCAACAAUUGUGAAAAGCAGUGCCAAUAUGUUGGAGGAAUGGAGUAAAUUGAUAUUGUCAGGUGCACCGGAAAUUGAUGUGCUAAAGGAGUUCCGCGAUCUUACAGCAGAUGUUAUUGCCCGCACAGCAUUUGGAAGCAGUUUUACGGAGGGAAAGGAUAUCUUUGAUAUGCAGACAAAACAAACGAUUCUAGUACUUGAAGCAUUUCAUAGUGUUUAUAUUCCAGGUUUCAGGUUUCUGCCUACCACAAAGAAUAGGCAACGUUGGAAUUUAGAGAAAGAAAUAAGAAGAUGUGUAAGACAAGUUAUAGAUGCCAGGGAAAAGACUGCUAUAACGGAAAAAAAUGGUAGAUAUGAUGCCGAUCUGCUUGGUUUAAUGAUGUCUGAAAGCAAGAAGCAGGUGGGAGUGAAUGGUAAUAGUAAUGCAGGCCUGAGUACAGAGGAAAUCAUUGAUGAAUGUAAGACUUUCUACUUUGCUGGUCAUGAAACAACAUCAGUACUGUUGACAUGGACUAUAAUAUUGUUGGGCAUGCAUCAAGAUUGGCAAGAGCGAGGCCGCAGAGAGGUGGUGGAAGUAUGUGGGAGAAACAAUGAUCCAGAUCCAGACAGCUUAAGUCGCCUCAAAAUUGUGGGAAUGAUCAUAAACGAGACCUUGAGACUUUAUCCUCCAGCAAUGUUUCUGUUGCGACAGGCAUGUGAGCCAAUGAAACUUGGAAAGCUCUCAAUUCCUGCCGGCACUGAACUUUUUAUUCCGAUCCUUGCAAUUCACCAUGACCCUGCUUUGUGGGGAAAUGAUGCCAAAGAUUUCAAUCCAGGGCGAUUCAGUGAAGGAAUUGCAAAGGCUGCAAAGCAUCCAAUGGCAUUUAUGCCCUUUGGUGCAGGUCCAACUAUAUGUGUGGGCCAAAAUUUUGCCUUGUUGGAAGCAAAAUUAGUGCUGGCCAUGAUUCUGCAAAAUUUCUAUUUUGUCACUUCACCUUCUUAUGCUCAUGCUCCUAUGUCUUCAGCUACUCUGCGACCUCAAUAUGGAGCACCAGUUAUCUUCCGCAUGGACUAAUAUUAUCUGAUAACAGUACUACUUAGAAACUCCUCUAUCUAUUAAAAUUUCAGCUAUGAUUAUGUAUUUACUGUUGAUGUUGACCUUGGAAAAUAAUG
Messenger RNA from Cryptomeria japonica (Japanese cedar), 1778 nucleotides. RefSeq names its product cytochrome P450 734A1-like. The record is from RefSeq and is a predicted model, not a curated record. The transcript has 5 exons. Lineage: Eukaryota; Viridiplantae; Streptophyta; Pinopsida; Cupressales; Cupressaceae. The coding region runs from base 124 to 1680 and encodes 518 amino acids. Gene Ontology annotation, molecular function: oxidoreductase activity, acting on paired donors, with incorporation or reduction of molecular oxygen; monooxygenase activity; heme binding.